GAGGCGCUACACAGCUGCCACGUGAUGUCACCAGAGAAAAUGAAACAUGGCGGAGCAAAGGUGACGGUUUGUGAAAGUUGGCGAUAACUGCGAGAACAAAUUUUGACCCUCCUUGUCUUUGUCGCAGGUGUUUGAACCUUUAGGUGAGCCGCAGCUGUAUGCUUAUACCUUAAUAGGUUCCGCACAUGAACUGGGAGGCCGUAGUUGAGUUUGUUCGUCUGCAGUGGCCUUACCGAACCGGGCAUUAGCUGUUAGCCGCGUUAGCAGCUAAACCAGCGCCUGCUUUUGUUUUUGUCGGGGCCCGGGGAUUGUGUGCUAGAGGGCUGACAUUUUUAAAGCCUUUUGGCUUCUUUUUUUUUUUACACUUCGCCUUAUUUUUCAAAGACCAUAUCCCCACACUGGACUGUGCAGCUGAUCUAUUUUUAAAUAGACUUUAGGUUUUCGUAUUGCACUGCGGUUGAGGCGUGCUGGCAGUGCUCUCCGCUAAGGCCAACCACACAACAAAGCCAUACGUGUUACACAGCUAACACACAACAGACUGUGUCUGCUUGCCCAGGAACUAUGGAUCCAAAACGCGCACACGACAAACCUCAAACGAGCGGCGGCGGUGGCGGCAGCAGCGAGGACUCCAGCUGCGGGAGCCCCGCGUCCCCCUCGAGCAGCCCCGCACAGCCAUCGAGCAAACCCCUGAUGCCUGGGGGCAACGUGUUCGCUAACGACGGCAGCUUCAUGGAGCUGUUCAAGAAGAAGAUGGAAGAUGAGAGGAGGAAAAAGGAGAUGCAGCAAACAGGUGGAGAUGCCAGAGCCACCGAGCAAGGACAGACACCAGUGGAAAAGAAGGCCCCACCCGUGACGAGCUUUGUGGGGAAGCGCCGAGGCGGUGUGUUCCUAAAGACCGGCAUUGUUGCGAAGAAGCAGAAACAAGACACAGAAGCUGAGCCAGGCAAGAGCGAUGCUUGGUCUAAGUACAUGGCUGAGGUGAAAAAGUACAAAGCCCACCAGUGUGGCGACGACGACAAAACCAGGCCUCUGGUCAAGUAGGCUCCAGGAGGUGGAAAUGAAGUGCUUUGCUGGUGGGGGGCAACUACCUGGGACAACCUCAACGAGGGCCUGCCAAUCCUCGCCUCCUGUACUAUCAGUUCGAGUUGCCCUUCAUUUUUACAUCAUUCACAAACUGCUUAGAUUUACCCACCCCCUUUUUUUGUUUUGUUUUUUUAAUUGUUUUUGUCUUGCUUGUUACUUGUUGGACUCUGUUCAUUUGAGUUGAUGUCAAAAAAUAUUUCAGACACUUGAACAUUUAUUAUUGAGGACCUUUUGCAUUUUUCAUGUCUGGUUUAUUUGGGGUUUCAUUAAGGACUAAGUUGAUUUAAUAGCUAAAUCAAGGGUUCAAUUAAAUCUACACUGCCUAUAAUUGUGUCAUGUUGUGUUUCGACAUUCUCAUAAAUACCACUGUAAAGGCGUCUGAGGAGCAGAGACUGUAUGUAAAAGAUGGCUGUUGUUUGCAGGUCUGAAAAGAGAAGGCAAUGUUGAAAUGUUUUAAGCCUGCAUUCUUUCUUGACUCUGCUUACAAAAUCAGGUCUGAUUGUAUUUGUUAAGGAUCCAGGGACACAGUUUCUGGGCUCUUGCCUUUUUACCAUGUUGUAGUAUUUUGCCAUAUUAGCCAUAAUCAUGUAGCAAGUGUUUAAACAGAGUUUGAUAAAAGUCCUGUGUUCCAGACACUCCUGUGCUGAGUAAGACUGCAGAGUGAACACAAGGCUUAAGAUCAGGCCUUUUUUAAAAUUCUAUUCUUUUAUUAGAUAAUCCAAAUUGUGUAGCAAUAUACGAAUGGCUAGCCUUGUAAUUUCAAUUGGGUGGGGUUAUCUCAGGCAUUGUUUUGACUGAAGUUUGUUUUUGGUAUCUUUUUGCUAAAUGACCUUUGUCUUUGCCACAAUAUGUACUUUCAUCCAACAUGUUCUCUCUACUAAUUGUAUCUCAAUUGGACCAAUUUCCCUAACCCUUCCAGACAUCACUAUUUACUUUUUUCUUUAUGCCCAAAAUUACAGAUGUGUUGUAUUUUAUUUUUAAGAUAACUCCAGUCACUGCACAGUAUAUAAUUUGUUUCCUAGCCAGCUCACAUUCAAACCUAAUCUGUGGAUGUCUGGACAUUAAACCUGGGAGAGACGCCACAUUAAUCAUUCUAUUGGAGGCAAUAAAAAUAGCUAAUGAUGCUAACAGAGAGUUAGCAAAACGAAA
This is a messenger RNA of Haplochromis burtoni (Burton's mouthbrooder), 2232 nucleotides long. It is a transcript of the gene trir, whose product is annotated as telomerase RNA component interacting RNase. The transcript is spliced from 3 exons. Gene Ontology annotation, molecular function: 3'-5' exonuclease activity; 5'-3' exonuclease activity. The record is from RefSeq and is a predicted model, not a curated record. Lineage: Eukaryota; Metazoa; Chordata; Actinopteri; Cichliformes; Cichlidae. Bases 562 to 1041 code for a protein of 159 amino acids.